This is a messenger RNA of Ruditapes philippinarum (Manila clam), 1131 nucleotides long. RefSeq lists its product as uncharacterized. Bases 1 to 1131 code for a protein of 376 amino acids. The record is from RefSeq and is a predicted model, not a curated record. Lineage: Eukaryota; Metazoa; Mollusca; Bivalvia; Venerida; Veneridae. The transcript has 2 exons.
AUGGCAGUGUUUGUAGCAGGUGUUAAUGAUGAAUCGAUUGGUGGUAAAGAAACUGAGAUUGACGAAUACUUUCAACAAGCAUAUUCUGUCAUAGGUGAAAGUUCUUUCAUUGGAAACAAUAGAGACAAAAAUAGUGUAAAAGAUAUUACAACAAAUGUUGAAAAUGAAACAUGUUUGGAUCUAGGAGAAAAUGAAGAAUAUGAAGAUAUAAAUAAUGACAAAGAUGCAAAUGACCCAGAUUAUAAUCCUAGUGAAGAGGGUGAAUACGCGUCACCAUCGGAAGACGAUAUUGAUCAUGAAGAAACCGUAGAAAAUGAAUCUGUAAAGGCAAAUGAUAAACAAAAUGGAAAAGGAGAAAGGCAGAGACAUCGUAAUAAACAGUUGCGUAUGUCAGGGAAUGCAUACAAAGGAAUGAAAAAGUGGAUGGGAAGUGGGGAUUCCAUGUUGAAAAGUCCGCAAGGACGUUGUCUGAAAAAAAGGUGUUCAUCACGCUGCCAAACCUCUAAUAUAAAAAAUUGCAAAACCGUAACAGAAGCAGAUAGGAGAGAGAUAUUUACUAAUUUUUGGACAAACAUGACAACAUGGGAUGAAAGGCGUGUAUAUGUAAACUCGCUUAUAAAUGCUAAAGCAGUGGAGGAACCUACACUUGAAAAUGGAAAACCAAGUAGAAGAACUCGAACCCUCACAUACCAUCUAAGAAUUAAUGAAGAGCGUAUUGUCGUAUGUAAACAACUAUUUUUGUCAACUCUUGGACUAGGGGAGCAGACAGUAUAUCAAUGGAUAGAACAGUCAAUAUCGGGUGUACCAGAUAGAUCAGCUGAGAAAAAGCAGAAGCAGUCAGAUACAAGAAAGAAAGCUCAAGAAGAAAGACACGGCCAGCUACGUAUGAGUGUCAAGCAAUUUCUUGAAAGCAUCCCUAGAAUGGAAUCUCAUUAUUGCCGUUCAUCGACUUCGAAGACCUACCUUGAACCUGUAUUUAACUCUCUGACCUGCUUGUAUAAAGAAUACGUGAAACAUUGUAAUGAAAGGGUAUGUGCGAGUCGUAGAGUAUUUACCGAAGUUUUCGAGAGCCUAAAUAUUGGUCUAUUUGUGCCAAAAAAGGACCAGUGUGAUAUCUGUGUAGGUUUUUGA